This is a messenger RNA of Pisolithus orientalis, 764 nucleotides long. RefSeq lists its product as uncharacterized. Lineage: Eukaryota; Fungi; Basidiomycota; Agaricomycetes; Boletales; Pisolithaceae. The transcript has 2 exons. The coding region runs from base 17 to 568 and encodes 183 amino acids. The record is from RefSeq and is a predicted model, not a curated record.
AACCCCCACCAUCAGAAUGGCCGAGUGGCCCGACUUUAUCACCCGGUCGUUCAAAUCAGCAGUUGCGAGCGAUCCUGCUGGCACAAACGAAUCUGUAUUCUAUGGUCCAUAUACUCGUCUCCUCUAUAAUCUGUUCUCUUUCGAUGGCCCGUACGAGCUCCUGCCGCAGUACAAAAUCCAAGGUGAUAGUACCAACGUCACCAUAAUUUUCGUUAUAGCAUUCCAACGGCGUCCGGUCUUCUGGAUGGAAGUGAAUCCCUCUGCCUCCUUCCGCUUCAGUUCUAAACGCAAAGAGGCGGAUAGCCAGAUGAGGAAGCGUGUUGGGGACUUGCGAGCAAACUUGGCCAUACCAGUUUUGCACGGCGUUAGUGCGUUUGGCACUCGCUUGUGCUUCUACAAAUACGACGCUCACUCGCAAGAGUUGACGCCACAUCGGAUUCUGGCACAUCCGACUGUUGUUACAGACAUGCUGGCCGAUAACUGGGACUGCGAUGUCCUGGAAACCGAUGGGAUGCAACGCUUGGAAAAAGUUAUAGAGGAAGUCCAGGAGAUGUGUGCUCGGAUCUGAUAGGUUAUGUCCAUUCCAGUUGUUUUCUGUUAUUUACAGCAUUUCUACAAUCAUCUUUCGCUGUUGGGGUUUUCAUCUAUGCUUCAUCGAUCCACUUCAGUUUUAUGUCCAUGAAUCGAUGGACUGCAUGAGCUCUCGGCCCUUUGCACCUGUUGUCGCCCAGCACACCACACAACUGAGCCGUCUGCAUCUCACA